CAACCGACUCCGUUUACCUUUGAAUAACAAGAAUGUUUUUCUGGUAUUUGACUAAUGAAGAGUUUUUAGCAUCUCAGCAAACAUGUAAGUUACAGGUGACCACAGUCUGUGCAGGAAAGGACAAGUCCAUCACAAAUAAUAUAUCCACCAAAUAGCUACAAACAAUACGUAUAUGUUGUAGAUUACAUUUUCACACCAUACUGUUAGAUAAUUGCCAAGCUUUCAACAAUUUCCCAAUGUGCGAGUUUGUUAUGCGUUCGAAUGUGGAACAGAACCCGACAUUAUAGUGUAGCCUCAAUAAUCAGUCGUAUAUGUUAUUGUUUUUGAGGUCGGCAUGAAUUGUUAUUUCCUGAACUUUUUUUUUAUUUGUCAAAUGUUUUCCAAGACAUGUAAAAGUUGCUAUUCAAAUAUAUAUAAUAAACGUGGGGAUCCAGUGUAGGUAUUCUACAAUAAUCUGCCUUGGUUUGUGUCUAUAUCAUUUACCUGAAAACUAAUUUUACUCGUGAUGUAUAGGGGCUUCGCGCCUUGGCUUAGUAAAAAAUCUCAACUGUUUAAUUCAUAAACUAUUUUAAUUUUGUUUAACUCAUAAACGUUUUUAAUUCCCCACUCAAAACUAACACAGUCAGGCAAGAAAUUUUAAACAAAUCAUGUAUACAACUAUGGCAAGUAGCGUAUGUAAAUAGACGCAAAUGAAAAAUCAAACAAGCGAUAAAUUACCGAAAUUCAUAAAGUCGAACUGUUUAAACGCGGUGUACUGUCUCUCAAACUGGGUGCAUUUUGAGAGAAAUUGGUAUGUGUGUUUAAAGUCAAAAAGGGGGGUAGCUAAUGUUCUCCCCUAUGAAGGUUACAGCAUUCUCUUAGGUGUGCCGCGGCAAUAUCAAACCGGACCCUUUGCAAAGCAUCGGUACGGCUUCCACCAUGUCGGCUUAAUUAGGGACAUGGCUGCGUCGGCCAAUCAGAUGUAAUUACGGCUAAUAUAACAGUCUUGCAUCUCGCGCAUCGGACAUGCUAUGUACGUGUAUAUGCGCGACGUCUCUCACUUAAUUAGUUGACGAACAAUUGGCGCUAGCGAUUCAGCGUGUAACAAUUAAAUAUCAAGAACACACAACAAGUGUGGAGUCGGGUUGUUAUAAACAGCUUGUCACAAGCGCCGUGUUAGUCAGUAGAGCGAGUGACAGCUAGUGUGCGCUUGAGAGUACACCUAAGUAAUAUCUCUUAUUUUCUACUCUAAUUCAUUCAAAGCAAGGUUAUUUGUGUAGUAAAGUUACAAUUACGCAGCAAGUUUUUAAACAUCAAAGACGCGUCCCGAAGUUCUCAAUCCAGACGAUAGUUGAGGAGGACUGAUAUAGUUGAAGAGACUUGCAAGUCCGCGUUCACGUUUACAGCAAGAACAACAUUCUAAAGGAUUCUUCUUGGAGAAUACCCAGUGCUGAGGAUUUACCUAGACUGCGGUAAAUAUUAAAACACUGAGCAGCCAUCAAAAUUUCACAGCUAUUACUUGCACACUUUGAAGACUUACCUUAUAGAGGAUUCAGACGUUCGUAGACGUUUUCCACUGUCAAAGUUUGUUCAAAGUAUCAGUGAAGUAUCUUGAGGCUGACAUACACAGCUUCUCAAGUAAUCGUUAAAGCAAUUACUUAUAAGAUCUUAAGUGAAGCAAUAGAACUGUAGUUUAAACGAAGUUUAAAGAAAUCAAGUUUUCUAUAUCUAUAUAGAACAUUUUAACCUUGGUUAGUACAGUAAUCGAAAUAUCCUGACCGAAGCUAUGAAGUCCACAGGAUUCACAGUGAGUCAUAUAUUAGACACAGUUGACGAGUCGUGCAGAAGGGAUGAAAAUCGAGCUCGUAAUGGUAAAGACAUUGAUAGCCUAUCACCGCAGCGAGCCAGUCCAGAUAACAUCAAAAUUGAUAUAGUUCUCCAAGAGGCGGAAUUAUGGAGAAAGUUUCAUUCCUUAAUCAAUGAGAUGAUUGUAACCAAAAAUGGACGGUAGGGAGAUAUAUAUGUUUAUAUAUAGACUGUAGUAAAAUUAAAUAUUGCCCUGUCUCGCUUGAAAUAUUGCCCUGUCUUGCUUGAAAUAUUGCCAUCCUUAAAGUGAUGUUAACCAACUGAGCAGUUUACAUUCCAAUAUCUUAUCUUCUAUUCGAUUCGCUAGACGUUGACACGGAACGUCUCUUCUAGUGCGCUAAAUCAUCGCGAAUAUGACAUUAAUUAUAUACAUUUCAUUAAUAAUUGCAGUAAAGCUCUCGCGUUUUAAAUAUAGGCCAUGAAAAGGACAUAAGCUUUCGAUACAUCAAGUUCAAUUUCACGAUUCUAUAUAGACAAAAUAAGUCUGGUAGCGAUUCCUUAGACAUAGUAGUAUUGUCUAGCGAUAUCAAAAGUUGUCUGUUGCGAGAGACUCUUGUGUUUAAUGUUAAACAAUCAACGUGUCGGGUUUUAGAAUAAGUAAAUUUGUAAACUUUGUUAACUAUUCGAUCAUCUAGGGAUAUUUGUUCGUCAGGCAAUCGCUCUCAUAUUACUGUGAAAAAAUACAGCGUUUGGAAGAAUAAUUGAUACUUUUGUUUGUCAUGCAGUGCAUGUCAACGUGAUACAAGUCAUGCUUUGUUGCUUCUUCUCUGUUGUUUUCCCUCUGAAUGAAACUGAUUGCGUUUGGCAGUGUAUAAUGACGAAGCUAUAUAGUCGGCUUGGAUUUCGUGAAAGUUUGUGUGAAGACUUGAGGGUCCAGUGUAUAGGUAAUAUUCUUCAAUAAGCUAUCGUGGUCUGUGUCCGAAGAAGAUCAAACACGCUUUGAUGAAGAUGCAUGCUCGUAACGAAAGUGCAUUCGCUUAAAACGUUGAAAUGUUUUAUUUUUUUCAGGCAGUUUAGAUACAAACCACGGCAGGUUAUUGAAAAACUAUACACUUGACGCCCACGUUUAAGAUAUCUUUUUCAGGCAGUUCAGACACAAACCACGGCAGCGUAUUGUGGAAUACUACCUAGUACCUACACUGGGCAUUCACAUUUGAGAUAUCUUUUUUCACGUAACACAAACCACGGCAGCUUAUUGUAGAAUACUAUAACCUUGUACUGGGCAUCCACUUUUGAGAUAAUUUCGUCAUCUUAGGCUACGUUGACACUAUAUUGGAUAGCUUUGCGUAGCGGCAUGAAAAAGCACCAAUCCGAUACGGAAUGUACAACUUUCAUAAGCUGAGCGAAACAACAUCUCUCCGUUGUAAUAAUUCCUCUAAAAAUAGCGUUCCUACGAAAUACGAAUACUUGGUGUUUUUCACGUCGCUACGGAAAGCUAUCUCGUACAAGUGUAAACGAGCCUUAUAUAUACGUAUAUGGGCGAAUGUGUUCAGUUAUCUUAUGUUUAUUAUACAAGCAGUGUCCAGUCGCUAUCGAGCUGGAAAAGAAAAAUCAUUUAUCUCUAUGUUUAGUAUAGUAAUAUUUUCUCUACUUCUAUAGGCGAAUGUUUCCAGUCAUCAAAGUAUCAGUGAAUGGCUUGGACCCGCAUUCAAUGUACUCAUUCCUACUGGAUUUCGUUCCCGUUGGAGAAACAAGAUGGAAAUACGUGAACGGAGAAUGGAUCCCUGGAGGAAAAGCAGAACCCUCGAACCCGAGUAACAUCUACGUCCACCCAGACUCUCCCAACUUUGGCUCACAUUGGAUGAGACAGCCCAUCUCGUUCUCUAAGAUAAAGCUGACUAACAAGCAAAACACAAACGGGCAGGUACUUGUUAUUUACUAUUAUUCUUAUUAUGGCUAUUCAUUAGGAAUAUCGUCUUGGACGCAGACCCGACAUUGACAGCAUUCCGCCAAGUUGGCGAGGAAACCUGGUAACCUCUUUGUUCAAAACGAAAAUAUUCAUUUCAAGUUCUUUGCGUUGAAAAACAACCCUGUACACUUUUACUUUUAUAUACCCGUUUUUAUAAAACGCUUUGUGACACUUUCUUCCUCAGUGUGCGGUAAACCGUUGAGUGGCCACAAGAACAUUUUUUUAAUCGUUCAAUGAAAUAUUAACGAAUAUUAAAAUAGCGCGUGCACGGUCUUUUAAAUGCUCUUCCUUUUUUAAGCGUUUCUUGUUUGCUUCAACAAGUGACAAGAACAUAUAUACAUCGGGACUUCCGGAGUUUAAAGACAGAGGGCAUGAGCCGUAUCAUAAAACUUUAUUUAUAGCUCGUCAGUUCUAAAAUUGGUCUCUCUAAAUGCCCCGUAAUCUCGUAUAUUGCUCCGUGCUAUACCUAUACAGUAUUAUAUUAUAGGAGAUCCCAAUGAAAUUUUGAAACACAAUUCUCACAUACACUGGAAAAAAAUGUGAAAUCCAUACUACGAAAUUUGCAAUUGCACUACUAAAUCCAUAGUAUAUCCAUCCUAUUCCCAUACUAUAUCCAUACUAUAUCCAUACUAUAUCCAUACUAUAUCCAUACUAUGGAAAUAUACAAUUAUUAUGGAUAACCAAAAUCCAUUCUAUUUCCACUAAAGGUCCAUAUACAAUUUCCAUUCUAUGACCUUCUAUGGAUUUUCAAUUUUUUUUCCAGUGAUAUAUAUACGACUACAUGAUAUCAGUUAUUUCGUUCAUGUUUAGAUCAAACUGUUUAUCGACAGGUGAUUUAUUUGUCUUACGGAGUUUUUUCAGCGCAAUGACUGAAAAUGCAAAAUAUCUUUCCCAAACAGGGCUUGUUCUAUCCGUUUUCCCCACGUAGUAUUAACCUCAUGUUUUAAGUAAAUCUCACUUGCACGACAAGUUUUAUAUCUGAAUGAAAUGUAAACCUGGUCAAACAAUACAGCUUACAUGAAGUAACGACAACUUGCGAUAUUCUUCAGUCACUUGUAAAUUUCUUGGAAUGUCCGUUUCGAAUUUGACUACUCGUUGCUAAACUGUGAGUUUAAGCACGGUUAUAUCUAUUAACCGUUGUUUAAGGUAACCAGCGCUUGAGUUCAAACUAAACUUGAACUAAACUAACUAUAUUUAUACUGGAUAGCUCCUGAUAUCACAGGAAGAACUCUCUAUGAGAGAAAACCUGUAGUGUUUGCUAGAGUCAAAUCAAACUGAGACUACUGGAUAUUGUAUAGGAAUGAAACCUCAGACAAACUCAAAAAGCAAAAACGUAAAAGUCCAGAGAUGCGUUUUAUGCAUGCAGGUAUAUACGAUACGCAUCCAGUGCAUAGUACGCGUUCCGGCAGAUAUAUACGGUACGCGUCCUUCGCUCGAAACGUCGAAAUCCUCCUUAUAUUUUUCAUGUAGUUACAUCCUGCCAUCCUGUAGUUACAUCCUGCCUUGUUCAUGUAUUUCUACAGAACAUGCAUCGGAGCGAAACGAAGGCAUUAAAACCUUUCUCUCUAUACCGUUUAAUCCAUUUUCCGCAUUGCGCAGUCACUGACCUUUACCGCUUCAUAUAGGCUUGUUAAGUUCACCGUUAAUAGCUGGCAAUUUCCGGUCGCCUCGGCCUAAUCUCAUCGAUUAGAGGAAAUCCAUUAUGUUGACAGUUUGUACUUUUUUUGCGAAAUUUGUUUGCCAUCUGGAAGUAUCUGUGCUUAACUAAACAAUGUCAAAAAGCGCAGACAAAUACAGGGGAGACUAUUUAUAAAGUGUAAUCUUAGUAAAACAUAGCGAGUUUAGCACCUCGUGAAUUUAGUUUUCCUAUACGAUUUUCAGUUGUAAAUAUUUACUUCCAGCCAGAUAAAGAUGAAGACACAAGCAAAGUAGUAUAAGAUCUAGUACAUAUAGCUUGCAUCUUAUUGUUCCAAUGUUCUAAACUGUUCUCUAUAGAGAUCCAGUAAGGGUCAUCUUUAUUAUAUAGUGUUACCACAUGAGGAGGAAACCUAAACGAGUUCUAAACUGUUCUCUCUAGAGAUCCAGUAAGGAUCAUCUUUUAUUGAUCCAGUGUUACUACAGGAGGAAACCUAAACUAAACUAACUUUAUUUAUGCUGGAUAGGAGCUAUCAGUUCUAAACUGUUCUUCCUAUAGAGAUCCAGUAAGGAUCAUCUCUUAUUGAUCCAAUGUUACUACAGGAGGAAACCUAAACUAAACUAACUUUAUUUAUUCUGGAUACCUCUAUCAGUUCUAAGCUGUUCUUCCUAGAGAUCCAGUAAGGAUCAUUUCUUAUUGAUCCAGUGUUACUGCAGGAGGAAACCUAAACUAAACUAACUUUAUUUAUACUGGACACCUCUAUCAGUUCUAAGCUGUUCUUCCUAGAGGUCCCAGCAAGGAUCAUUUCUUAUUGAUCCAGUGUUACUACAGGAGGAAACCUAAACUAAACUAACUUUAUUUCUGCUGGAUAGCUCUAUCAGUUCUAAACUGUUCUUCCUAGAGGUCCAGUAAGGAUCAUCUCUUAUUGAUCCAGUGUUACUACAGGAGGAAACCUAAACUAAACUAAACUAACUUCAUUUGGAUAGUUUUAUGAUUUCUAAAAUCCUGGGGUGUUUAGCAGAGUAUAAUCACUCUUUUGUCCAUGAAUCUUAAUUAAGCGCGGCUAUCUUUAUACUGUUUUACGUUUACUUUCACAAUUUAAAUUUUGGGUCAACACAAUUCACUAGGCAUCUUAUUACAAAUACACGCUAACAAAUUAUAAAUAUUCUAUAUAUUUUUUCUAGAUUAUGUUGAAUUCCCUUCACAAAUACGAACCGAGGCUGCAUGUCAUUAAAGUUGGCUCAUCUAACGAACAGCAGACCGUUCUGACGCAUUCGUUUUCUGAGACGCAGUUUGUUGCAGUGACUGCUUAUCAGAACGAGGAGGUACGUGUUGUAGCCCAAUUGCCGCGUUUUUAAUUUUCACUUUCGCUUGUUUAAUGAGUACAUGCAUGUAUACAUAUCCAUUUUGCGAAAUUUUAAUUAGAGCAAUAGAGGACUUUGUUGUUGUUUGUAAAACGUAUACUUUCUUUCCAUUGCCAAUAUAGCUCUUUCACUUCUAAACUGUUCUUAUAUAUACACUAAGUUCAAAUUCUCUUUCUUUAUAUUGGAUAGUUCUAACAGUUAAACUGUUAACUGUUUUUCCUUGAGAUCCAGUAUAAGACGCCCUAUUUUGGGUAAAUAUACCAACAGGUGACAUUGUGCCUUUAAAUGGCGACGAAAGCUAUACUAAAUUAAUUUUCUUUAUACUGGAUAACCCUGUCUGUUCUAAACCUUUCUCUAUGCUUAUUGAUAUACAGGAAACCUUCAUGCAACUAACGUUAUUCAUCAGAUAGCUCUAUCAGUUCCAAACUGAUACCCCAGAGGUUCAGCAUAAGAAAAGGCGUAAUCGUGUUUUUUUCUGUCAAUUCGUCUUUUUAGAUCACGUCGUUAAAAAUCAAAUUUAACCCUUUUGCCAAAGCUUUCCUGGACGCGAAAGAACGGUAGGUGUGGUGGAUGCAAUCAGCUGUUGGCUGUGAUGCUAGGGCAACUGCAUGUCUUUGACAGUCCUGAACUUCCACAAUUUUAUAUAUAGUUCACUAAUUUUGCUAUCUUGUUCUUAGACACGACCAUAAGGAACCAGAAACAAUGCCAGAAAAUCAGACCUCUUGUCCAACAUGUAAGUUUUUACCCUUUUGUAAGUUUUUAUAGUUUGGGGCUGGUAUAUGGUUUACUGCGGAAUUUUAGUAUAGCAAAAUAGUAUAGGAAAUGGGCAUGAAUUAAAAUUUCGUACAUAAUAGAGUAGAAACACUCAUUAAUUCUUCGUCCAUGUUUUAUUGAAAUGUUUAUAGUUUUACACAAAUAAUGUGUUUUGAUUAUUACUUUUUUCUCGAAAAUUUAAUAUACGAAUAUUGCCACGCAUCUAUAUUGGUACUAUGUUACAGUUACAAUAACUUUUAGGGAUAGUGGGAUUCCUAUAGCUUCCCUACAGUUGAAAUGUAUCAAGAUAUGCCAUAUGGCUAUAGCAAUUUACAAUGUCAAACCUGAGUCAACUUUAUACUAUAUGUUGGGUUUCUACAUGUCUAUAAAUACAUGAUAAUGAUACUUCCUAUACGUGAGGUUCCUACCUCCCCUAUAUAGUUAUCAAGUAAUAUGCUAUAUGGCGAGUAUUUUACAGUUCCAACCCUGCAUGAGUCAAGGGUUUCUACAUCAGGGUAUAUAAAUACAUGAUAAUGAUACUUCCUACGUGAGGUUCCUAGCUCCCCUAUAAUUUAUCAAGUAAUAUGCUAUAUGGCGAGUAUUUUACAGUUCUAAACGUGCAUGAGUCAAGGGUUUCUACAUCAGGGUCUAUAAAUACAU
Paramuricea clavata is the source of this 8167-nucleotide messenger RNA. The record is from the annotation of a GenBank genome assembly. Lineage: Eukaryota; Metazoa; Cnidaria; Anthozoa; Malacalcyonacea; Plexauridae.